ACGAGACUCUAACCGUCAUGAAUUUUGACGAGUGCAGAAUUUUGACGCAGUUGCCUGAUGUAUCUAAUCUCCCAAAUUUGAUACAACUUUCAUUUAAAGGGUGUGAGAAUUUAAUUACAGUUCACGACUCAGUUGGUUUUCUGACUAGACUUAAAAUAUUGAGGGUUGUUGGUUGCAGCAAGCUUAUUAGUUUUCCACCUCUCAACUUCACCUCUCUUGAAAGACUUGAAAUUUCAAAUUGUUCCAGUUUUAAGAACUUUCAGAGAUUCACCACAGGUUUCAAAGUUUUUUUUUUCUUUGUAUUUUGUUUCCGUUUCAAUCAUUACAAGCUACAUGAUUUGACACAACCUGAAUAUGACUAGAGUUGCGGAGAUUAAAGAAAGAGAUUUUAAACAAACUAGUUUGCUGACUUGACUUUAUUUGGAGCUCAUAUCUGUCUUCUAGAUCUUUUGUCAGUUCCUUUUAGAUUAGAAAUUGAAUCAUGUUGUAACUUAUGCUUCUUGCCUGCCAUUGUUUUGAAGAAGAAUGGAAAUGUGCUAUAAAUGAAAAUGACCCUGUUGGACUGGAGUCACGUUCAGAUGCAUUCUGCUACGAUGUGUUCCUCAGCUUCAGAGACUUGGACACACUCUAUGGUUUUACGGGCUAUCUCUUCAAAGCUCUUCAUGACAGUGGAAUCCACACUUUCAUUGAUGAUGAAAACCUUCAGAGAGGAGAGGAAAUUACACCAACAACUGUGAAAGCAAUUGAAGAGUCCAGGAUUGCUAUCACUGUGCUUUCUAUAAACUAUGCUUCUUCCACCUGGUGCUUAGAUGAACUUGCAACCAUUCUUGACUGCCUUAAGAGAGAAAGACUGCUGGUUUUACCAGUCUUUUAUUAUGUGGAUCCCACUCAGGUGCAAUUGCAGAAAGGCAGGUUUGGAGAAGCCUUGACUAAACAUGAGGAGAGGCUCAAGCAUAACAUGGAAAAGUCAUUGAAAUGGAAGAUGGCUCUUCAUCAAGUAGCUAACUUGUUUUUCUUUCAUAUCGACCAUGGGGAUGGUUAUGAAUAUGAGCUUAUUGGGAAGAUUGUGGAGUGGGUCUCCAAGAAGAUUAAUCGUGCUAAUUACCCAAUUGGACUAGAGUCACAAGUGCAAGAAGUAAUGAAACUUUUGGAUGUUGGAUGUGAUGGUGGUGCCCACAUGAUCGGGAUUCAUGGAACUGGCGGGAUUGGAAAAUCGACACUUGUUCAAGAUGUUUAUAAUAAUUUGAUUUCUGAAAGGUUUGAUGCUUCAUGUUUUAUUGAAAAUGUGAGUGAAAAAUCAAACAAGCAUGGGUUACAAUACCUCCAAAGCACCAUUCUUGAGAAUUUACUUGGAGAGAAGGACAUCAAGUUAACUAGUGUGGAACAAGGAAUUUUAAUGAUACAACGCAGGCUCCAGAAAAAGAAGGUUCUCUUGAUUCUAGACGAUGUUGACAGACAGGAGCAAUUGCAGGCAGUUGUUGGAAGAGCUGAUUGGUUUGGUCGUGGCAGCAGAGUCAUAAUCACAACACGAGAUGAACAGCUCCUUGCCUCCCAUGAUGUUCAAAUAACUUAUGAGGUGAAGAAAUUAAGUAACAAGGAUGCUCUUGUAUUGCUUAAAUGGAAAGCUUUUAAAAAGCAUGACUUUGAUCCAAGGUAUAAGGAGCUCUUGAAUUGUGCAGUAACUUUUUCUGAUGGCAUUCCAUUAGCUUUGGAAGUAAUAGGUUCCAACUUGUGUGGAAAAAGUGUAGAAGAAUGGAAAUCUGUCAUUCAUCAAUUAGAAAAAUGUCCCGAUAAUCCGGUCGAAGCAAUACUUAAAUCAAGCUUUGAUUCUUUGGAGGAAAAAGAAAGGAGUGUUUUCCUUGACCUUGCUUGUUGCUACAAAGGAUAUGAAUUGGCAGAGGUCGAAGAUAUACUUCAAGCUCAUUAUGGUCAGAACAUGAGGUGUUACAUUGACUUAUUGGUUGACAAAUCUUUAGUUAAGCUUAGUCAUGGUACAAAACCUUGUUAUGACAGAGUUACAUUGCAUGACUUGAUUGAGGACAUGGGUAAAGAUAUUGUCCGACAGGAAUCAUUGAUAGGGCCAGGUGAGCGUACGAGAUUAUGGUUACUCGAAGAUGUAAGACAACUUUUAGAAAACAACAGGGGAACUAGUAAAAUUGAAAUCAUAUGUCUGGAUUUCUCCAUAUUUGAUCAAGAAGGAAAAGUAGAAUGGGAUGGAAAGGCCUUCCAGAAUAUGCAAAACCUCAAAACACUUAUUAUUAGACAUGGUAGAUUUUCCAAAGGUCCAAAAUAUCUCCCAGAUAAUAUGAGAAUACUUGAAUGGUGGAGAUAUCCGUCAAAUUCUUUACCAUCUGAUUUUCAUUCAAAGGAACUUGCCAUAUGCAAGUUACCCUGCAGUAGUAUUUCGACAAUUGAGUUGACAAACUUAUUGAAGGCAAGUUUAAUAAGUGCAUUUUCCUUAUCUUGUAAAUUGAUAAAUCCACUGUAAGAUUAUUCAUGCAAUUCUUCUUCUUU
This is a messenger RNA of Vigna umbellata (rice bean), 2514 nucleotides long. NCBI's taxonomy places the organism in Eukaryota, Viridiplantae, Streptophyta, Magnoliopsida, Fabales, Fabaceae. The record is from RefSeq and is a predicted model, not a curated record.